Messenger RNA from Brassica napus (rape), 375 nucleotides. RefSeq lists its product as uncharacterized. Lineage: Eukaryota; Viridiplantae; Streptophyta; Magnoliopsida; Brassicales; Brassicaceae. The coding region runs from base 1 to 375 and encodes 124 amino acids. The transcript has a single exon. The record is from RefSeq and is a predicted model, not a curated record.
AUGUGGACUGCAACCUGGGACAGGUUGCCAACGAGAGAGAGACUUGCUGCUUGGGGAAUGCCGAUCGCUACUACUUGCCCCCUUUGCGCAAGGGGAAAUGAAACGAGGGAUCAUCUGCUGCUGUCUUGUGAGUAUAGCCUACAAGUAUGGAGGGAGGUGUUCAUCAGGUGCACGGCUCCGUCGACCAUGUUUACAACUUGGUCGGAGCUCUUGUCUUGGAUUAGAGCGGCAGGAUCAAAGGAGUUGAAGCUACUGCGUAAAGUGGCUACACAAGCCUUCGUUUUUCACAUUUGGAAACAAAGAAAUAAUCUGGUCCAUAAUCAGUUAUCCAUUCCUUCUUCAUCAGUUUUCGCUGGACUGGAUAGGGAAGUGUGA